AUGGCAAAGGCUAAGAAGGCGACUAUCAAGUACCAGAAGAACCACCUGAAGGGUGCUAUCGAGCAGCGCAGAAAGAAGCAAAAGGCCACCCAGAUUUACAAGAAGCGCAACCCCCAGAAGUUUGGUCGUGGUGCCAACGCUGGAUCUGGCAGCGGUGGUGCCGAGGGUGAAGAGGGCGAAGGUGCCGAGGGUGAGGAGGAAGAGAAGCAGGACUCUGGUGAUGAGAAGUCCAAGGAUAUGGGAGUGGACGAGUUCUUCAACAACGACCUGGACUCGGAUUCCGAUGCAGAGCCCGAAUCCGACAACGAGGACUUUGUCGGGAUCGACACCAUCGUCGAAGAAGACGACGGCUCAGACAUGGACACCCCUACACCUAAGAAACAGACCCCUGCCCAGAAGAAGAAGCAGGAUGCCAAGGAAGAAGCUGCCAAGAAGAUCCAGCUUGAUGCCUUGAAGGAGAAGGAUCCCGAGUUCUACAAGUACUUGCAGCAGAAUGAUUCGGAGCUGUUGGAGUUUGAUGGUGAGAUGGAGGAUCUUGAGAGUGAGGAGGAGGAUGAUGAGGAUAUGGAGGAUGAUGACGAGGAAAUGGAGGGUGAUGAUGAGGAUAUGGAAGAAGAGGAAGAAAAGGAGCAGCCCAAGAAGAAGGGAAAGAAGGCAGCAUUGGAGGAGGAGAUGAUGGACGGAAUCCCAUUGGUGACCAAGGAUAUGGUUGCAGCAUGGCAGUCGGCUCUUGUGGAGAAGCACUCACUCAGGGCUCUCCGCCGUCUCUUGCUCGCCUUCCGUGCCGGCGCCCACUUGCACGAUUCCGAAGAUGACAGGACCUACGCCUACAAGAUCAACAGUCCCAUUGUCUUCAACAAGUUGGUCGUCACCUGUUUGAAGCACGUUAUCCCCACAUUGGACUACCACCUUCCUGUCCAGACCACCUCAGGAGGCAAGCCCAAGCCAGUCAACUCUGGAUCCAAAUACGCUACCCUCCAGCCCUUGGUUAAGUCCUUCCUCCAGAACACCUUGUUCUUGCUCAAGGAGUUGACUGACCAGGAGAUGAUCUACUUUGUCAUCCGUGAGUCCGAGAAGGCCAUCCGCUACCUUGUCGGCUUCCCUAAGAUCGCCAAAGAUCUUUUGAAGCACUUGUUGUUCUUGUGGUCGACGGCGACGGACCGUGUGCGUAUUAUUUCGUUCUUGACGAUUCGCACGAUUUCCUUGCAGUUGGGACCUACAUACUUGGACUUGUCGUUGAAGGGCGUGUACUUGACCUUUGUCCGCUACGCCAAGACAACGACGAUGCAUACGUUGCCCAACCUGCACUUGAUGCAGAACUGUGUUGCUCAACUCUACGGCAUGGAUUUCGACCGCUCGUACCAGCACGGAUUUGUCUAUGUCCGUCAAUUGGCAAUUCAUCUCCGCAAUGCCGUCUUGGUCAAGACCAAGGAGUCAUUCAAGGCUGUUUACAACUGGCAGUACCUCCACUGCUUGGGUCUCUGGGCCCAAGUGAUCUCGACACACGCACUCAACACUGCAGGACAACCGACUGCUCUUCACGCGUUGAUUUACCCCCUCGUCCAAGUCUCGCUCGGUGCCCUCCGUCUGAUCCCCACCUCGACCUACUACCCCCUCCGGUUCCAGAUCAUUCGCAACUUGAUCCAGUUGAUCGAGAACACUGGCACGUUUAUCCCCUUGGCCCCCUUCUUGUUUGAGGUUCUCGAGGGCGGAGAGAUGAAGCGCCCUGGUCGCAAGGGCACUCUGAAGCCAUUGGAGUGGGACUUGGGAUUCAAGUGCAGCAAGGACUACAAGGGAUCGCGUGUCUACCAGGACGGCACAGGAGAGCAGGUGUACGAGUUGAUGACAGAGUACUAUGCGCUCUUCAGCACAUCGAUCUCGUUCCCCGAGUUGGCAAUCCCCGCGAUUGUGCAAUUGAAGCGGUUUAUCAAGAAGUCGAGCCUGGUCAAGUUGACAAAGCAAUUUGCCGGAUUGGUCGAAAAGCUGGAGCAGAACUCGCGCUUUGUGGAAGGGGAGAGGAACAAGGCUGAUUUCUCGCCUAGUGAUGCUGCCGGUGUGUCGGGCUUCAUGAGACAUCAGGACAAGGAGAAGACCCCUAUGGGUGCCUACUGGAAGGGAGUCAAGCGGAGUGUGAUGGCCAAACGUAAGAUGAUUGAGGAGGCACGUAAAGACCGGGCGGAUCGUGAAGACAAGGAUAGCUCUUCAAGGAAUAGCAAGGCCGAGGAGGACGAGGAUGAUGAUGAGUCGAUGGAUGAGGAUGAUUUGGAGGACAUUGAGGAGGAUGAGGAUAGCGAAUAG
Linnemannia hyalina is the source of this 2298-nucleotide messenger RNA. The record is from the annotation of a GenBank genome assembly. Lineage: Eukaryota; Fungi; Mortierellomycota; Mortierellomycetes; Mortierellales; Mortierellaceae.